This is a messenger RNA of Hibiscus syriacus, 1516 nucleotides long. Its product is annotated as putative casein kinase II subunit beta-4. The record is from RefSeq and is a predicted model, not a curated record. Gene Ontology annotation, cellular component: cytoplasm; protein kinase CK2 complex. Gene Ontology annotation, molecular function: protein kinase regulator activity. The transcript has 5 exons. NCBI's taxonomy places the organism in Eukaryota, Viridiplantae, Streptophyta, Magnoliopsida, Malvales, Malvaceae. The coding region runs from base 354 to 1223 and encodes 289 amino acids.
CAAGGAAAGGGCAAGAAAACAAGAGGGACACAGGGAGAUCACCUUGAGGAGCUCGUGUUUCUCUCCUUCUUAUUCAGAAACCAUAGUUUUUCAUCGUCUUCUAUCAACCACUUCAGCCCUAUACCUCUUUCUUUUAGCUGUCAUCCUUAUCCGAAUCUCCAAGAAAACGGCCGUCAUUUCCUCCUUCCACCUUUAAUCCUCCUUAUUUCUCAAUCAUGGGGUUUCGUCUCGUUCUCACUCCCUCCACAAUGCGACACGCCUCCAAAAAGCUUGAUUUUUUGCCCCAUUGACAGCAAAAGAAGCUCGUACCUUUCAGGAUUUUGGUGGUGAUUUUUUAAUAAUAAUAACAAGCUAUGUCUAGUCAUAGGGAUCGAGGAGGAGAGUCUUCGAAACCGGAGCUAGUUGGAGGACUGUUGGAUCGGAAGCGCUUAAACGAUGCGCUGGACAAUCAUCUAGAGAAGUCGUCCCCAUCCACUUCGAGGGGCUUCAGCAAAAAAGACAAAGAAAGAUCAUGUGUUCCUUCAACUUCCAUUGCUAAAUCCCAGCUUGAUCAUCGCGAUUCACGUUCAUCAGCUCUCUCCAAAGCCAAAUGUGAUGAGGAGUCUGAAACAGAGAGUGAAGAAUCAGAUGUCAGUGGUUCUGAUGGAGAUGACACAUCUUGGAUUUCGUGGUUUUGCAAUUUGCGUGGCAACGAGUUUUUCUGCGAAGUUGAUGAUGACUACAUCCAGGAUGAUUUUAAUCUUUGUGGGUUGAGCAGUCAAGUUCCGUAUUAUGACUAUGCGCUCGAUUUAAUAUUGGACGUUGAAUCGUCCCAUGGUGAUAUGUUCACUGAAGAACAGAAUGAAUUGGUUGAAUCGGCAGCUGAGAUGUUGUAUGGUCUUAUACACGUCCGUUACAUAUUAACUAGCAAGGGAAUGUCUGCUAUGUUGGAGAAAUACAAAAACUAUGAUUUUGGGAGAUGCCCGAGAGUUUACUGCUCUGGACAACAUUGCCUUCCAGUUGGUCAGUCAGAUAUCCCUCGUUCAAGUACCGUGAAAAUCUACUGUCCAAAAUGCGAUGAUAUUUAUUAUCAUCGAUCCAAAUACCAAGGCAAUAUUGAUGGAGCUUAUUUUGGAACAACAUUUCCGCAUCUAUUUUUAAUGACAUAUGGACACCUAAAGCCACAAAAGCCGAAACAAAACUAUGUCCCAAGAGUUUUUGGCUUCAAGCUCCAUAAGCCUUGAUGUGAUAGGGGAACAACUGCAAGCUGUAAGUUGAAUUGAGAUAUCCUAUUGUUGGACGGUGGCAAUUCUCUCUUACUCUGGUGCUUCUUUCUCUGCAGUGGAUGCCCUAACAUACAAGGUGAAGUGAACAAAUAAAAAAGAACAAUUGCUAGGAGGAUAGGUAUCAGGUAUGUCAAAUGUUUAAAGAAAUGAAUUAUGGCCUGUUAGUUGAGCUCAUAUAUAUAUACUCUAGAAUUUAUUAAUUCAUGAAUUAAACAAAGCAUUUGUAAACAUAUCUGGCUUUUGAAAUCUGU